CGGCGCCGGCCGGCCGGCCGGCGGGGAGGGGCUGCGUUGCAGCACCAUGCAGAGGGCCUCGCGGCUGAAGAGGGAGCUUAUGUUACUGACCACGGAGCCCCCCCCGGGCAUCACGUGUUGGCAGAACAAAAGCCGGGCGGACGACCUGCGCGCUCAAAUUUUAGGUGGUGAAGGCACACCAUAUGAAAAGGGAAUUUUCAACUUGGAAAUAACUGUCCCUGAAAGAUACCCAUUCGAACCACCAAAGAUUUGCUUUUUGACACCUAUUUACCAUCCAAACAUUGACUCUGCUGGAAGGAUUUGCCUGGAUGUUCUUAAAUUACCACCUAAGGGUGCAUGGAGGCCUUCCCUGAACAUCUCCACAUUGCUGACCUCCAUACAAUUGCUGAUGACUGAGCCAAACCCUGAUGACCCUCUUAUGGCAGACAUAUCCUCAGAAUAUAAAUACAACAAACCACUGUUCUUGAGAAAUGCCAAAGAGUGGACUGAGAAGUACGCAAGCCAGCAAAAGAGUGCUUCCAAAACUCUGAGUGAAGAAGUGAACCAAACUGAGGCCUCUGUCCCCAAAGAAUCUGCCAUUUCCCAGAAAAGGAAAGGAAGUGAUACCAGCAUAAGGGAGAAAAAGUCUCGCCUUGAUUCAUAGAGGAUUUUUGUCUUUGAUAUCAUUUUCUUGGGCUACUGUUGAUGUUGUUUUCAAUUUUCCUUCCCUUCUCUGUGCAAUGUGUAAUUAAAUAUUUUAAUGAAUGUGUAAUACUGGCAAGUUUCACUUGCGCCUCCCUCCCCCUUUAAGCUAAUGUCUGUGAUGACAGAACUUUUUGUCUUUUAAAAAUUAUUUUAUUUCACAUGAAUAACACUACCUGUGUAUGUAACCUAGUUUGGCCUGUACUUGUGUCUGCGUAUUUUGAAAGAAGGCAAGAGUCCAUUGCUGGUGAUUUGUGUAUGAAUGACAAGUUACUUAAUGUUGUCCAGUGCAUGGUAAGUCUAGCUCUUGUUUGUGGUUGAUGAUGGGCUAGAAAUUGCAGUGUUUAAUAAAA
This is a messenger RNA of Alligator sinensis (Chinese alligator), 1034 nucleotides long. RefSeq names its product ubiquitin conjugating enzyme E2 T (gene UBE2T). NCBI's taxonomy places the organism in Eukaryota, Metazoa, Chordata, Crocodylia, Alligatoridae. Bases 47 to 643 code for a protein of 198 amino acids. The record is from RefSeq and is a predicted model, not a curated record. The transcript has 6 exons.